Molecule: messenger RNA, 2419 nt
Organism: Rosa chinensis
Lineage: Eukaryota; Viridiplantae; Streptophyta; Magnoliopsida; Rosales; Rosaceae
Product: U-box domain-containing protein 52
Exons: 10
Coding region: 1-2376 (791 amino acids)
Biological process (GO): protein phosphorylation
Molecular function (GO): ATP binding; protein kinase activity
Source: RefSeq, a predicted model, not a curated record
AUGGCAAGAUCAUGUGCCACAAGUGAUGAAAAGAGAGAAGAGGUGGUGGCGGUGGCAAUAGACAAGGACAAGGGAAGUCAAUACGCUCUCAAAUGGACUGUCGAGCAUCUUCUUGUCAAGGGCCAAAGUCUCACCUUUGUGCAUGUUAAACAAUCAACACCAGGCCUUCCCAAUCAAACUGAGAAAUCGGUUUCUGGCUCUGAAUUAAAGGAGGAAGGUAUAAAAUUGUGCAAAAGCCAAUCUGAUGCUGAAUAUAGCGAGUUGUUUCUUCCACUUCGUACUUUUUGUAAGAAAAAGCUUGUAAGAUACAACGAAGUAAUAGUUAAAGGUACUGAUGUAGCAAAAGCACUUGUCAAUUUUAUUUCGACACAUUCAAUUGAGGUUUUGGUACUUGCGGCACCUUCAAAAAGUGGCUUUUUCAGAGCCUUCAACAAAACUACAGACAUUCCAAGCAGAGUGUCGAAAGGGGCACCGGAUUUCUGCACUGUGUAUGUCAUUGGCAAGGGAAAGAUCAGUCAUGUGCAAACAGCAACCACUAAAUUACCCCCAGAAGCUCGUAAUAAGCAAAUACAUAACCAACUCAGCAAUGUUUCGGACUCAAGUGUUUCUCAAUUCAUGCGUAACCAGCAACCCAGAGCAUCAGAGAGGACAAGAACAAAGUACCGGCACCGUAGCGCUCGGAUAGAUCAUGAUACAGGAAUCAAGACACCAUUCACCAGAGGACAAGCUUCAUCAAACAGAUUAUAUGAGAUCUCACCAGACAGCGAUGUAUCAUUCACAAGUAGUGGAGGAAGACCAAGCAUUGAUCACAUGUUUCCUUCUAUAUGCGGCAGUGUGGAAUCAGGAACGCACUCUCAACAAUCAUUCAACUCAGACUUAGACAACAGAAGAUCUACCUCCAAGCAAUCCUACUCAAGAACCCAGUUCAUUGACAUGAACUCCUCAUUAUCCUCAACCGAGAGUGGAAAAUCAUGGUCAUCCCGAAAUAUGGAAGAAGUAGAAGAUGAGAUGAUGAGACUCAAGCUAGAGCUCAAGCAGACAAUGGAGGUGUACAAUACGGCCUGUAAGGAAACCCUAACAUCAAAACAGAAGCAACUUGACCAAUGGAAAUGGGAAGAAGAACAAAGAUUGGAAGGGGCACACCUAGGUCAGGAGUUUGCAUUGGCACUUGUACAGAAAGAGGAAGCAAAAUGUAGGGCAGCAAUGGACGCAGAAAGAGCAGCUAAAAGGAUUGCUGAAUUGGAAGCAGAACAAAGGAGGAAUUCAGAAAUAAAGGGUCUGAAAGAAGCUGAAAAGAGGACGAACUCACUAGGAGGAAGAAGUUUUGAUCUGCGGUACCGGAAAUACACAAUUGAAGAGAUUAAAGCAGCAACGAACAGUUUUUCAAAAGCUCUUAAGAUUGGAGAAGGUGGCUAUGGGCCUGUGUAUGUGGGUGAGCUGGACCAUACACAAGUGGCAAUAAAAGCUCUACGUCCAGAUGCAGCUCAAGGACGUUCACAGUUCCAACAAGAGAUUGAAGUUUUGAGCUGCAUAAGACAUCCAAACAUGGUUCUCCUGCUUGGAGCCUGCCCAGAGUAUGGUUGUCUGAUCUAUGAGUACAUGGGUAAUGGGAGCUUAGAAGACCGUCUGUUUCGACGAGGUAACACCCCAGUUAUUCCUUGGCAGCUAAGGUUCCGAAUCGCUGCAGAAAUUGCCACGGGGCUUUUGUUCCUUCACCAGGCCAAGCCAGAACCCUUUGUACACCGUGACUUAAAGCCAGGAAACAUUUUGCUAGACCAUAACUAUGUCAGCAAGAUUAGUGAUGUAGGUCUGGCCAGGCUUGUCCCUCCAUCAGUAGCUGACUCAGUCACUCAGUAUCACAUGACAUCAGCAGCUGGGACAUUCUGUUAUAUCGACCCAGAGUAUCAACAAACUGGCUUGCUUGGAACAAAAUCUGAUAUCUACUCACUUGGGGUAAUGCUUCUACAAAUAAUAACAGCCAAACCAGCAAUGGGUUUGACUCAUCUUGUUGAGCACGCAAUUGAGAUAGGGACCUUCGCUGAGAUGCUUGACCCCGCUGUUCCUGACUGGCCUGUGGAGGAAGCCUUGAAGUUUGCCAAGUUAGCAUUACAAUGUGCCGAAAUGAGGCGAAAAGACAGACCCGAUCUUGGCAAGGUAGUGCUACCUGAGCUUAACAGAUUGAGAGAACUCGGCGAAAAGGGUGGCAUGCUUAAUGGUGGUGGAGCAUUCUUACUACAAAAGUGCUCAGUUUCCACAAAGCAAGAAGUGAUGAAUGACCCCCAAUCUGGAUAUGCCAGUUCAGUGAGCAAUUCGAGCACAUCAUCUUAUGGAGGAAAGAAUAUUAUAGUCGGAUUCUUGACGUUUUCUUCGGUAUAAAUUUAAAAGCACACACACUGUAGUGUUAUAUUCACAUAGUACU